Messenger RNA from Xiphophorus couchianus (Monterrey platyfish), 2674 nucleotides. Its product is annotated as G patch domain-containing protein 1-like. The record is from RefSeq and is a predicted model, not a curated record. Lineage: Eukaryota; Metazoa; Chordata; Actinopteri; Cyprinodontiformes; Poeciliidae. Gene Ontology annotation, cellular component: nucleus. Gene Ontology annotation, biological process: mRNA processing. Gene Ontology annotation, molecular function: RNA binding.
UGUGAACCUGGAAGCAUUUCUGUUUACUCUGAAAUGAAGGUUUGGAAUCACUUUUGUUGUAUCUUUCACUGGUCAUAAUUAUUCAUGGCUAUUAUUCACGUCAAAGUGGUUCAAAAAUUAGGAUUUAAUUUGUAAUGUUGCACAUACAUCCCUCAUAUGGAGUGGAAGACGUAGCGAUGCUUGAAUAAGUCGCAUAAAUACCAACAUUUUAGGCUGAUUUAAAGAACUGAGAAUUUAAACAGACAAAAAUCUGUUAAUUCGCUGUAAAUAAAAACAUUUCACUGACUAAACAGGUUACAUGAAACUCUAAGGUAGAGAAGACAAUUUCUACCUGAUUUUUAUUAAUUUAACUGUAAAUUUUUGGUGACUUUAAUCAUGAGAUGUCGCAGUUUCUCCUACCGUUGUUUUGACGCUUUCCUCUGUGAAGUUUGUCCCUCUGUAGAGGCCGUAGUUGUAAACAAACAUGGCGGCGGACAGCGAGGAGGACUUUGUGAGUUUCGGGACUCCGCUGGAGCCUCUGGAAGAAGACGAGCCCCUGAAGAAGCCGGUGCCGCUGCACGAGCAGACGGUGAAGGAUGAGAAGGGGCGGUACCAGCGGUUCCACGGGGCGUUCACUGGAGGCUUCUCAGCCGGAUACUUCAACACGGUCGGAUCCAAGGAAGGCUGGACCCCAUCAACCUUUGUGUCGUCACGGCAACAGAAAGCUGAAAAGCACCAUGCCAGACCUGAGGACUUCAUGGAUGAGGAGGACUUCGGCGAGCACGGCAUCGCCCCCAGAGAGAUCACCACCAGCCAGGAGUUCUCGUCCAGCCGCAGAGACCCGGCUGCAGAGAAGGCGAGGGCCGUGGGCGCCCAGGCGGCGCUGAUCCCUGGGGACUCGCUGCUGGAAGAGCUCAUCGCUCCGGCCAGGUCGUCCGUCGGCGUGGAGCUGCUGACUAGGAUGGGCUGGAAGGAGGGCCAGGGCAUCGGGCCGCGCCUGAAGAGGAAACCCCGGCGCCAGCUGCCAGUGACAGCCGGAGUUUGUAAAACCUACAGUUGUGCGCUGCCCCCUGCUGGUUCGGAGGAGUCAGAGGAGGACGACGAGGAGUUUGCUCCAGAGGAUGUGACCUUUGCCCCUAAGGAUGUGACUCCGGUGGACUUCAGCCCGCGGCUGGGGGUACAAGGCCUGGGGUACCGCGGUCUGGACCCGUGCCUGGCGCUGCCAGGCCAGGACGCGGACCGGCACGUCCACCUGUUCCGGCCCCAGUCCGAGACCCGGAGCCGGCUGUUUGGAGAACCCGGCGGGUCCAAGAGGGGAGGGGUCGCCGGGCAGGCGUUCGGUGUGGGAGCGCUGGAGGACGAGGACGAAGACGUCUAUCACAGAGACUCCAUGUCCAGAUACGACACGGUGCUGAAAGACGAGGAGCCUGGAGACGGUCUGUACGGCUGGACGGCUCCGCAGCAAUACACCCGGAGGGCAGACAGAUCUAGAGACGCGGCGUACCUGGGGAAGAUCCUGGACGGGUUCACUCUGGCCCAGAAGCCUCUGGAGCAGAAAACGGUCUUCCCUCCACCAAACCUCCCCAGAGACUACCGUCCCGUCCAUUUCUUCCGUCCUCCAGUGAACGUGUCCAGGCUGUGUGGGGUCAGCCCGGCGCUGGCCGAGGCCCUCAGGAGCUCCAGGGGCCACAUGGUGAAGGAGGAGGCGCAGCAGGGCGGCCGCCACCAGCUAGACUCUGGCCAGAGGGGGGCGCUGCUGGGAGAGGACGCCCUGCAAGGUUCUGGUUCUGGUUCUGAACCUGGUUCUGUCAUGGACCUGCUGCGACCCGAGGACCGCCAGCGCCUGCUCAACCUCCGGACCGCCACCGCCCAGAGGCCCUCCCAGGCUCCGCCCCCCGGGCCGGCUCCGCCCCUCUCCGGCCUCCAGCAGGAGGCGCUGGCGGCCUGGAGAGGCUCCUCCUCUUCCUCCUCCUCUUCCUCGCAGAGCUUCAAGCCGUUUGAGAACACGCCGGGGAAGCAGGUGCGCUAUGAGCGCUACCUGAGCCGUCUGCAGCAGGGCGACGCAGGCGCCCUGGAGCAAAGUCUGGACCCGGCCAUGACGGAGUGGGAGCGCGGCCGCGAGCGUGAGGAGUUCCUCAGGGCCUCCAUCUUGUACCGGCUCUCCUCCUCGCUGUCGACCCGCUUCACUCGCGCCCAGCAGCCAGACGCCGAGGACGCCGGCCGCGACCAGCAGGGCGACAGCCAGCAGGCGGCUAGCGGGACGUUUGGGAAGCUGACCAGAGAGACUCUGGAGUGGCAUCCGGAUCGGCUGCUGUGCAAGAGGUUCAACGUCCCAGACCCGUAUCCCGGGUCGGCGCUGGUAGGGCUGCCAAAGGUCAAAAGGGACAAGUUCUCCGUGUUUGACUUCCUGACGGUCUCAGAGCACCAGGAGGCGACAGCUCCCCCAAAGCCUCUGGAGGAGAAGAAGUCCAGGUGGGACGUUUCCAAGGAGACGGGCCGCACCCAGAACCAGGCCGGGUCCAAACCCACCGGGCCAGCGCCGGACCACUGCCCAUCUCCUCCUCAGGGGGCGCCAGCAGAGCCGCACACAGCCAAGGAGGAAGAGGAGGAGGAGGAGGAAGAGCGGCCUUCCAUGGAUCUGUUCAGAGCCAUCUUCAUCACCUCCUCCGAGGAGCAGUCCUCCUCUUCAUCAGAG